Leptomonas pyrrhocoris is the source of this 1281-nucleotide messenger RNA. RefSeq lists its product as hypothetical. The coding region runs from base 118 to 1281 and encodes 387 amino acids. The record is from RefSeq and is a predicted model, not a curated record. NCBI's taxonomy places the organism in Eukaryota, Euglenozoa, Kinetoplastea, Trypanosomatida, Trypanosomatidae. The transcript has a single exon.
AGUGACGCACAAGCUCUCUUCCACAGUGCCCCGUCUCCUUCGCAAUCUGCUGUCCGUACGCCCCGGUAACGCAGAUAUUUUUCCCUCUUCUUUUUCACUUUGUGCUACACUGAUCUUAUGUGGACCGCUGCUGUCUCUCACGGGGCGAGGAGGCGCCACGGCAACGCCGCCGCGCCACCCUCCAGCAGCACCCCACAAGGAGUUGGGAGCACUACGGACGCGAAUAGAACUGAGAUCAGCGGGAACGCAGCUGUGCUGACGACCCCCGCAAGCUCCAGCGACGUCCAUGGCGUGUCUGCCUCUCAGCUAGCCACCACGACAGUCCCCUUGGUCGAUCACACCGCGGAUGGUCAGUGGCAGUCCUCGCUCCUACGCAAACGAGUGGCGGACGGUGCGCAGUUCCAGAACGUCGCCUUGACGCACGCCGCUGCCAUCCUGCGCUCCGAGGCGGCGCGCAUGGAUGGGCAGCUGCUCGAUGACUUCAGCUCCCUGCUCCGUGGAAACGCCGUUUACAUCCACAACUUUAUCUGCGAUGAGCACGAUCGGCACCUCUACGAUCAGCUGAAGGCGGAGUUGGUGGCAUCGACAGGGGCGACGAUGGUGGGCGCGGGUGGGCUGAUUGACUGGAGUAAGCAUCAGGUGUUCGACAACCCUACGGAUAUCAGCCAGACUUUCAGCGAUGUUGUCGACAUGCUGGCGGAGUACUUCGACAUGGACGUGUACGCGACGCGGCUCAACUACUACCGCGACGGGACACAGUGGAAGCCGCAGCACCAUGACAGCCACGCCUACGGUGGGCGGGCGCUGCGGGAGGACUUCACGGUGGGUCUCACCCUCGGCGCGGUGCGCUCUUUGCUCUUCGUGCACGAGGCCUCGCAGCGCGAGUUCAACUUCCCGCAGCUCAACGGCGACUGCUUCGCCUUUACGCGGGGAGGUGAACCAAACUUUCACGCACGGCGUGCCGCGCGUGCACACACCGAUCGGCGAUCGCUUCAGCAUUAUCGCAUGGGGGCGGCGGCGGACGUUGAACGAGCGCAACGGCGGUGUACCAAGCAGCGGAGCGGCGCAGCUCAAAGGGCGUCGCAUCAACACAAUGGAGGAGGCCAUCGACGCGGCGAAGCAGCUCGUGGCGGCCCAGCCGGUGUCGCGGCCCGCCGUCGUGCCGAAGAGUGUGGAGGACACGGCGAAGGGGGAGCCACCGCCGGCGAAGCGCAAGAAGAACCAGUCUGCAGUGACUCUGCGUGGGCUCUGUUUGUGACGGAAGUAUGUCGCACACCGUGA